Molecule: messenger RNA, 1319 nt
Organism: Ornithodoros turicata
Lineage: Eukaryota; Metazoa; Arthropoda; Arachnida; Ixodida; Argasidae
Exons: 5
Source: RefSeq, a predicted model, not a curated record
UGUACUUGAAAAUCACGUGAUGUCUUUCCGCCUAUCCGAGGCAGACUCCAACUUUGUCCUUUACGAAGGUUGAGGAUCCCCACCCUUCAGCUUCUAAGUGCUCAAAAUUAAUUAGUGCGAUAAGUAUGAAGAACUGACAGAUGAUGACUUGGGUGUAUGAUCACACACCCAAGUUGCACGUGAUGGUACUUUGAAACCACGGUUUAUUGGCUUGAUUACCACGAUUUUUGGCUGGGUUUAUUCCACCAAUGCGCCGUCGAGCGCCACCAGAUGCCCAUACAGAAAGCAGGCAACGCGUUAUGUGCAUGUGCGAAUGUGGAGUUACUAAUUUUGCGCACACCCUGUACAUUAAGGCGGCACGUACAUGUGUCAUCCUUGAUGCAGCUUGCAUGCAUUGCCCCGUGUAAUUCUUUAGUGGAUCUCUAGCACUCUAUUCUAAAUGCCCUUUUCCUUUGUGGUUUGUUACAUAAACAAUUUGCCGUUUGUUAGUUUGUUGUGCCCAUGGCUGUCCCGUGCUUUCCCCCACUCAGUGAAAUGAAUCGUUGAACUAUGUAUGCGUUUGAUGCAAACGCUGGGAGUGCAUUUACCAAAGAUUUCUUGCAGGGGCUCGAAGACAGCGGUGAUUGCUGUCGCAGUUUGUCUCUUGUUGACAGGAUGUGCGUUUGCUGUAGCGCUUACAGUGCUUAGGUUGGGCGGCGAUAGUGGCGACGACAUCAUUGGAGCUGGAGAUGACGGAGUUCACCAAGUGAUGACCAAUAUCAGGCAUCUAAUGCACAAUCCAGCUCGGCCACAACGCCUGAGACCACCUCUACCUCUACCUCUACCUCGACUACAACCACGACACAUAAACCCGAAAAGUUGGCUUGCUCCAUCUUCAAUGACUCUCUGUCAAGGGACGAUCUCUGCGAUUACCUUUUCCUUGAAGACCCCAAGCCCCUCAAUGACGCCAGCCCUGCGAGAAACGAGUUCGCCAAAAAGUGUCGCAGCUACUCCAGGACCAAAUGUGGGAUGCUAACUAAGGGCAGCCUGAGUACAGCAUUGCAGCUUCUACGGAGCCCUAAUGGGAAAAAAGCGACGGAAGAGCUCUGGAAAAGUGGCGUCCGUCACCAGAUCGUGCUGUAUGUAUCCCUAUCAGGUGGAGCUCAGCUGAAUGAAAUUGACACCAUCGUUGCCCUUAGGAAGGAAUUCGACAGCCAGCAGGAGAAACUAAAGAGCCAACCUGGUGAUUACGCUUACUACUUCGUUGGAGUAUUAGCUCAGUACAGCGGUAAUGCUGCCAGCGACUCCCUGGUUAAGACACACUUCCAACGCAUGUUGCU